AUGUUCGAGCCCACUCCCGGGGACCCAGACCCGGAGCCAGAGCCAGAACCGACCAAGAAGCCUGAGCCUUCAUCAACUGCGCCUUCAAAUGGCAUCAAGACACCCGACCCGAUCCAGCCUAGCAUGGUUAAUAACUGCAAUAAGUUCUACCUUAUCUAG
Fusarium keratoplasticum is the source of this 159-nucleotide messenger RNA. RefSeq lists its product as uncharacterized. The transcript is spliced from 2 exons. Bases 1 to 159 code for a protein of 52 amino acids. NCBI's taxonomy places the organism in Eukaryota, Fungi, Ascomycota, Sordariomycetes, Hypocreales, Nectriaceae. The record is from RefSeq and is a predicted model, not a curated record.